This is a messenger RNA of Uranotaenia lowii, 390 nucleotides long. RefSeq names its product DNA-directed RNA polymerase III subunit RPC10 (gene Polr3K). Gene Ontology annotation, biological process: DNA-templated transcription; termination of RNA polymerase III transcription. Gene Ontology annotation, cellular component: RNA polymerase III complex. NCBI's taxonomy places the organism in Eukaryota, Metazoa, Arthropoda, Insecta, Diptera, Culicidae. Gene Ontology annotation, molecular function: nucleic acid binding; zinc ion binding; DNA-directed RNA polymerase activity. Bases 64 to 390 code for a protein of 108 amino acids. The transcript has 2 exons. The record is from RefSeq and is a predicted model, not a curated record.
UGUCUUUCAAAAUUUUAAAUUUUAUAAUUUUCUUUCAAAUUAAUCAAUUUUUCGAACGGCAAAAUGUUGAUGUUUUGUCCCACGUGCGGUAAUUUAUUACUAGUUGAGGAAGGUACCGAUUCGCUGCGUUUUUCCUGCAACACCUGUCCGUACAUCUGUAAAAUCAAGCGAAAAAUUUCGACCCGCAUCUACCCGAAGUUGAAGGAAGUGGAUCAUGUUAUGGGUGGUUCUGCCGCCUGGGAAAACGUAGAUUCAACAGAUGCCGACUGCCCGGCCUGUGCCCACAAUCGUGCAUAUUUUAUGCAGAUGCAAACGCGCUCGGCGGACGAGCCUAUGACCACAUUCUACAAGUGCUGUAGUCCGACCUGUGGUCACAACUGGAGGGAUUAG